AUGAAAGGCUUACAUUACACCGUUUUGCAACAACCGGCGGCGGCGGCGGCGGCGGCGGGAGUAACAGCCGGCGUGGCGGCGGCCAGCCGCGUGUCGCCCGCCGAGCCCGCGCCGGAGCCCGCGCCGACGCACGCGCCGCACGACGCCUACCACCAUCACCAGCAGCAGUACCCAAGCAGCAUGGAGGCGAGCGCGCAGCCGAUGGGCAUGUCGGGCAGCCUGUCCGCCGCGCAGUCGCAGUACCUGUCCCAGCUCACGCAGCAGUCGCAGCGCCGCGACAACAGCGUGUACACAGCGCCUUACGGUGUGUACGGCGGAGACAUGGCGGCGCAGCGCAAACCGCAGCGGGCGAGAGUGCCUCCGCCGUCGAAGAUCCCGAUGUCGGCGGUGGAAAUGCCGGGCGGCGGCGAGGGCGGCGCGGCGCUGUUCCUCGACGUGCAGUUCGGCGCGCUCGAUCCAGACGCGCUCGACACGCAGCAAGUGACGUCACAAGCGGAAACUCAGCCGGUGUCAAGUAGUCACGAAACAACAACGGAAGCGCCUACUACUACUAAUUAUCCUAAUUCUAAUAGUAUGCAACAGUUAAGCGAGACGCUCUCGUCGGUGGUGGAAUCAGCGCCAACGACGCAAGCGCCCGUCACGACAGAAUCUCCAGUCACCAACGCCACCUCAUCGGUGGAGAAGCAGUUAAGCGCGUCGAUGAAGCAGUUGUCAGUGUCAGCAGCGGACGCAGUUGCAACAACGGCCGCGCCGCAGCAGCACCUAAGCUCACACCAUAGGCCCAAGCAGACGGGCGCGCAAAAUGUGUACGCACAGCACGCCGUCAGUCAUCAUCCGCCUGUAUACGGAGCCAACGUCUACGCGCCGCAGGUGAACUCAACGAACGCGUCGCUAACGGGCGCGAGCGCAGCCAUGACCGCCGCGUAUCCGUCCAGCGUCACGCUCACGCAGUACCAGCCCAUGAUCAACUCCUACCAGCAAACGUCAUCGUCAGCGGCAGGCUACGGCGGCAGCGCGCUAUACACGGCGGCGCCGUACUACGCGCCCGCUGCGCACGCGCCACACACGCCGCCUACGAAGCACUCGCACGCGCCGCACGCACAGUACGACAGUUCGGUGACGCCUAGCAGUAGCCUAACGAGCACGUCCACGACACAAACCUCCACAGCCAAAGUAGCCACAACCACCACAUCGAACAUCGCAGGCGCGGGCUACGCGGCAGCAGCGCUAUACGGCGCGGCCGGAGUGGGCGGAGUCGGCGGCGUGGGCGGAGUCAGCGGCGUGGGCGGGGUCGGCGGAGUGGGCGGGGCCACGGGCGCCUACGCUGCCUACGACGAGCAGCUCAUGCGGAGUACUAGCACGUUACCACACCAUAUGGGAGGUUACUAUGAGGUUGGCUACGGCAGUCGCGAGGGCACAUUCGGCUUGGGCGCAGGAGAACGAUUCGGACGCACAGACGCUGCCUCACCGCAACAGGUUCCUGCCGCGUUACCGCCCGGCUACGCUUACUUCUACCAGCCUCCACCCACCACGUACCAGUAUGGAGUCUACCCCACGUACGGCGGCGGCUCGAGCGUUACAGGCGUGGGCGGCGUGACGGGCGUAGGCGGCGUGGGCGGAGCAGCCGGGAAAGUGUCCACCUACACGCAGCAGCAGCCGCCCUACGACGCGCAGGACUCGUACAAACCUGGCGGCCCGUACUCGGGCGGCGGCAGCAAGGCGGGCGGCGGCGCGGCCGAGCUUACCAACGCCAUGUACAAGACGCACGUCGCGCUCAACAAGGUCAACAGCUACGACAAGGCGGCGUUCCACAGCGGCACUCCGCCGCCAUUCGGCGCCGGCUCGCACCUCUACAUCCCGGCGCCGCCGCACCAUCCGCACCACCACCACCACAACGCGCACUCGCAGCACCAGGUGAGCGCACCACCCUCCACAACAUGUACACACCACACGCUCCACAGCGGCUCGCACCUCUACAUCCCGGCGCCGCCGCACCAUCCGCACCACCACCACCACAACGCGCACUCGCAGCACCAGGUGAGCGCACCACCCUCCACAACAUGUACACACCACACGCUCCACAGCGGCUCGCACCUCUACAUCCCGGCGCCGCCGCACCAUCCGCACCACCACCACCACAACGCGCACUCGCAGCACCAGGUGAGCGCACCACCCUCCACAACAUGUACACACCACACGCUCCACAGCGGCUCGCACCUCUACAUCCCGGCGCCGCCGCACCAUCCGCACCACCACCACCACAACGCGCACUCGCAGCACCAGGUGAGCGCACCACCCUCCACAACAUGUACACACCACACGCUCCACAGCGGCUCGCACCUCUACAUCCCGGCGCCGCCGCACCAUCCGCACCACCACCACCACAACGCGCACUCGCAGCACCAGAUGGAUGCCAGGGUGAACAGUAGUCAUAAUAGGCGGGAGAGCGGAGCGGGCGGUGGCCGCGCGGCCGCGUCCAAGCAGCCGUCGAGCAAGCCCACCUACUCGCAGUCCUACUGGACGCCCAACUAGGCGCCGCACAGGUACUAAACUUCACAUGUACAUAGAUAAUGGCGCUCGCGCCCCCUCAAGAGAGCAGUCAAUUGUCGGCGCCGCCGACUCACGCCACUGUAUUAUAACAGAGGAACGAAACUAUGUUGAUAACUUUACUUUACUAUUCCUUUAAAUUUACCGUGCACCGGCGCCGAGCGGACGCCUUCGGACGCCGGACGACGCGGCCGGACGCGCCCGGACGCCGGACACUCGAGGCCAGCCCUCGAAAGACUCGCCGUAGGUUACGAUUGUUUAAAAAAUUAACUGUAGUGCUAUGUAUAUCUUAUCUUUAUAUAUAAUAUGUAUAUGUAUGUAAGCGUUUGGUACGCUAUGCGCGCCGAAUUGUUUUGUAUUUAGUUGUCAAACUUUUUGUAAUUACAUUAUUAUUAUUAUUAAAAUGUCAAAUAGUUGAUAAUAUAAUCGUAUUAAACGGUACCGUAAUAAUAGUCGAGCUCUUUUUUAUGUGAAAGAAUGCUGUUGUGAUGAUCUCGCGGGCAUUUGAAAGUAUGAGGGAAUUACACGUAUUGGAACUUGC
Messenger RNA from Ostrinia nubilalis (European corn borer), 3088 nucleotides. RefSeq names its product hornerin-like. The coding region runs from base 1 to 2532 and encodes 843 amino acids. NCBI's taxonomy places the organism in Eukaryota, Metazoa, Arthropoda, Insecta, Lepidoptera, Crambidae. The record is from RefSeq and is a predicted model, not a curated record. Gene Ontology annotation, cellular component: cytoplasm; nucleus. The transcript is spliced from 21 exons.